AUGACUGUAGAGUGUGAUAAUGCAUACAAAGCAAACUGGGUGGUCCGGCAGUGGCAGCUGUAUGAACGGUCUCUUUGUUCACUGCUGGAGCUACAAGCACGCAAGCGGCCAAGCGUGUGCCGGCUACCACGGUGCGUGAUCACCCCGGAGUACGCGCCGCACUGGUUGCCGCUACCGCUGACUGCAAGGCAUUCCCCGCCUCCUGCGCACUUGUAG
Molecule: messenger RNA, 216 nt
Organism: Pieris macdunnoughi
Lineage: Eukaryota; Metazoa; Arthropoda; Insecta; Lepidoptera; Pieridae
Source: the annotation of a GenBank genome assembly